UAAAAUGAACAGCUACAUCCGCCAAGCGGCGAGGCCCCAUUUACUAGCAGGGAAAGCGGAAAGACAAGUCAGUCGUCGAUUUGCUGUCCAAAAACACCUUAUUUCCAACGAAAACCAAACAUGUCUCACACCAUCCUGCUGGUGCAGCCUGGGCCCAGGCCAGAGACUCGGACGUACUCAGACUACGACUCUGUGACUGAGUGCAUGGAAGCUGGAGUGUGUAAGAUCUUUGAGGAACACCUGAAGAGGAGCCACCCAAACAGUCCCUCCAUCACAUACGACAUCAGCCAGCUCUUCGACUUCAUCGACCAGCUGCCAGACCUCUCCUGUCUAGUAUACCAGAAAUCCACAAACACCUAUGCUCCCUGCAACAAGGAGUGGAUCAAGGAGAAGAUUUACAUCAUGCUACGGAAACAGGCUGGCAAGAGUGCAUGAUGCUGUGCACUGGAGCUGCCAGGAGCUGGGAGGAGGGGUGAAGGAUAGAUGUACAAAUGUAACAGGAGGGGGUAGAGUCACAGCUGUUGAUCUGGUGGUCCUAUUUUUCACAUCAAUUAUGGUAGUCACAUCCUACAUCACAAUGAGUGAACAAGUUCUUACUCAGGUACAAAAAAAAGAGUCAUCUGUAUUGCAAAUUAUCUGUUUGUAACAAAGGCUUGUGUAAUCAUGGGACAGACAUAACACAAUGAGAAACCAUCUCUAACCAAUGGAAAGGAGGGGGAUUUUAAAUCAGAUGCAACUAUUGUUGUGAAUGUUGUUUGCCACAUCUUGUGCCACCAUCAGAGACAUGUAACUGUGAGAAGUUGAUGUAGAUACAUGUACUGGUGGAUUGAUCCCUAUUAGGUUUAUUCCCUUCCCUUGUGCAUAGUUCAGAAGACAAUGAAGAAUCAAAUUGUACUUCUCGGUAAUGAUAAUGCUGAACAAAGAAAGUGAGAUUGA
Molecule: messenger RNA, 936 nt
Organism: Branchiostoma belcheri (Belcher's lancelet)
Lineage: Eukaryota; Metazoa; Chordata; Leptocardii; Amphioxiformes; Branchiostomatidae
Product: enhancer of rudimentary homolog
Exons: 4
Coding region: 121-435 (104 amino acids)
Source: RefSeq, a predicted model, not a curated record